Parnassius mnemosyne (clouded apollo) is the source of this 1311-nucleotide messenger RNA. NCBI's taxonomy places the organism in Eukaryota, Metazoa, Arthropoda, Insecta, Lepidoptera, Papilionidae. The record is from the annotation of a GenBank genome assembly.
AUGAAGGAAAAGUCUAUAAUUUUGAAAAAUAUUUUAAAGAUUUUGUCAAAUUUUUUACCAUAUGGUGUAAUAGAAUCUUGGGAUGAUCUUAAUCCCAACCUUUAUGUCAGCGUUCACAUUUAUUGGCUAAAAUUUUACGGGAUGUGGUUUAAUAAUUAUUCGUGGAAAACAAUUAAAUUUUGGAUUCAGAUUUUAUACACGUUCAUAAUAUUUUGGCUCGUGUGUCUUUUGCCUGGUAUUGGUGAAAUAUACUACUUAUUGCAACGCCGAGAAAACAUUAGCCAUAUAGCAGAAGGAUUAUAUUUAUUUUUAAGUGAAAUGUAUACUUACUUCAAGAUAUUUGUUUUCUGGUAUAACAAAGAGAAAAUUAUGAACCUUUUAAAUUAUAUACAUUGCAAAGAAUUUGAACCUCAAGAACCAGAACAUAAAAUCAUUAUAAAGAAAACUAUUAAAAUGGCACGUUUUGUUAUGAAUGCAUAUACGCUCAUGUGCGUCGGGGCUGUCACUGUUGCAAUAUUGAUGCCACUAACUGAAAACUUUGAAAUUCUGCCGACUAAUGUUGAAUAUCCAUAUAUCAAUGUUUAUACAUCACCAGCUUACAGCAUUAUAUACCUGCACCACGUUUAUUAUAAGCCAGCUACUUGUAUCAUCGAUGGCGUAAUGGAUACUAUUCUUGCAGCGUUUAUAGCAUCUACACUUGGACAAAUUGAAAUUUUAUCUUUCAAUUUACUUAACUUUGAUAUGUUAGCAGAACGUCACCACAAAAGAGUUUAUCAAAAGUAUAAAAUCACCAGUUAUGUUUUCAAGAAAAUGUGUGUAAAAAAUGUCCUAAAGAAAUGUAUUAUUCAUCAUAAUGCCAUAAUUCGAUAUGUCUCAAUGAUAGAAGAUGCUUUCAGUUUAGCCUCGGCUCUUCAAUUUAUGCUUAGCGCUAUGGUACUUUGCUUAGUUGGUGUACAGUUUUUAUCAAUCGAAAACCCCUCUAGCCAUUGCAUGCAGAUAAUGUGGAUGGCCGUGUACUUAACUUGUAUGCUUACUGAAGUUUUCAUUCUGUGUUGGUUUGGAAAUGAAUUGAUUUUAAAGAGUUUGGAGCUACAAAAUGUUGCAUUCGCCUGUCCGUGGUUGGGCACUAAUUUGAAUAACAAACUGUUUAUAAUAAUUCUGAUGGAACGAUCCAAGCGACCUCUUCAAGUUACCGCUGGAAAAAUAUUUACUCUAUCCCUCAAUACAUAUACAAAUCUUAUCAACUGGUCAUACAAGGCGUUCGCUGUGAUGAGGAAUAUGAAAAAUAAUGUUGUGAUGUUUGAAGAGUAA